GGCAGUGCGGGUAGCACAAUGGACGAAGUCGAAGAACAAGGCAGUUGCUGUUAUUGCUGCAUCGCAUGCUAAAGCGAUGCCGUGCAUGAACCAGUUCCCACAGGCAGUCGUUGCCAUGGUGUUGCAGCAGUGGUGAUCCAUGGGUGAGGGUGGGUAAGAAAGACCCUUCGAGCUAGACAGGUGCUAAGGAUAGCCCGCAGUCAACACUGCGCCCAGUCCCGAGCCCGCUCCACUUGGCUGCUACACGUCAGAGUACUACAACCCAAAACUCCCCCUACAACGCACCCAAGACAGUAAACCCCUCACCGCACCCUGCCCUGAUUUGUGUAGAUGGAUGGCGAGCUGCUGUCCUGAUAGGCGCACCCGCGCAAAGUGCCCGCAUCCGACGCCCAAUUGAAGCUGCCCAUAGCCGCGCUGGUGAUCGCACCCGCAGAAGCCCGUUCAGCGUCCCGGCCCACAGUCACACCAACGAGCUCCACGCCGCCUCUUCGCCAUGGAGACUUCGUCCAACUCGCACCGCCGCCGCAGCAAGAAGGACCCAGACCGCGAGCGCAGCACCCACCGCUCCAAGGACAAGGAUAGGGAUCGCGAGCGCCAUAAGAGCACCCGCUCCCGCAAAACCCGCUCGUCGGCAUCCAAGGAAGACGACGCUGAAAACCCGCCGCUGCCCAGACGCCCUUCGACGGACCGUGUGCGCAACUCGACUUCCACUUCGACCUUGUCGUCGUCGCAAACGUCCAAGUCGCACAAGAUGGCCGUCGUGCCCGAGAUGGGACGCCGCGGCUCGUUGGGCUCCGACAACACAUCGAGGAUCAGCUUGCCCUACCCGUCGCACUCCAAAACAUACGCCAAAGAGAGCAUCUAUUCCCGCGAUGGUGUAGAGAAGAGGAAGUCGACCUCGACGCCAGAGGCCACAGAUGGUGAGGCCUCGCCAGGCAGGGACGGCGAGCGGCCAGUCGCACCGCAUCCACCAAACCGAGCACCACCCCCGCCCCCACCGCGAGCACCACCGAGUCCCCCGCUUACUGCGACCACAGGCGCAGAUCUUAGGAAGACGGCCAGUGCCAACAGCAUGCGAAGGAAGGACCCCGACAUGAUCGCGAGAGAGAUGGAGGAGGGUCGCCAAAGCGUAGACAGCGGCACGCGCAUGACUUCGACGGCAGGCCCGCGGAUCGCGUCGCGCUCCAGCGUCAGAGACGAGGAUACAUUCGACGGCACAGACCUCACCUCUACCACUGGAUCGCAGCCUAGCACCAUCCGUGCCAAGUCUCCACAAUUGGCGACGAGAACAAGGACCGUGAGUCCAUCCAACGCUCGGCCCCCAGGUAGGACAUCGACCCCGGGCAGAACGUCGACACCAAGCAGGACGUCAACACCUGUCAAGAUGAAGACGAGAGCGCCCUCAGAGUAUACACUCGACUCAGACGCCACUUCAGUUGUCCAAGAUCAUAACUCUCACUACCGCAGUCAAUCACCCCCGCGUUCCGAUGUCUCGCCUUCUUCUGUGGUCGAUUCAUCACCACGUACACCUACCCAGCACUCUGUUCUUCCCUCUGUUGUAUCUUCUGUCAAGGAUGGGCCGCCCAUGAUCGAGGUUAUGACAGACCCCAUGUCGCGCACACAAUCGGUAGAUCCUAGCUAUGCUCAGUCCCCAAUGACCCCACCACCCCCGCCUCCUCCUCCCGCCAUGAUGGAAGCUCCUCGCGUCGACUACCUGCUCCAGAAUGGCGGUCUGGCCAAAGCCAUCCCGCGAAGUCUACUGGCGGCUAUUGAUGGAGUUCCAGCCUCUGCCUAUUCUCAGUACACCACACCCAGGCUAUCUGGAGCACAAGCCCACGAUGUCCGAUCUUUCUUCAAGCCUCUGCAGAAUGUACUUAACAGCUACAACACCGUCAUGGACACAAGCGGAUCUUUGGCGGUAGCCACCGGUUAUCGUUCGGUUGCGCGGCGUCUUCUCGAUCGUCUCGAGAACGUUUUUGCUCGCAACAUAUCUUCGGAGCAUUGCCAGUGCAUGAUGUGCUUCGAGCAGUCAGUUGUGGAAGAUUCUGCAGGUGUCAACUGGGGAGAAAUCUUAGAAUUAGUGUCCGGACGUUGCGAAUUGCCGACUUGGCCACCCUAUGAGCAAGGUGCCGAGCCUGGACUGGGCAUAUCGUCUGAUCUUGAAGCACCGUGCCAGCGUAUUGACGUUGAUGUACCUGAGCAAUACCGCGAGCAUUACGAGAAGCAGUCGAAGAAGACCAAAGUUGCCGUGCAGUCUUGGUUAUCAGACCAACAAGACGGUGUCCCCGAAGACGCUGACGACGAAACGUUGACUUUCAUCAUGCUCACCCGAUUGGAACAGCCACAACGACCACUCUUCUAUGCACUCUUAUGGGGAUUGGACAAGCUCCCAAAUCCUCGCACGCAAAAGCCGGACAGUGGGACGCCGCCGUACUUGGCAAAAGCCGGUUUGGCGCUACAGCGUCUAUAUCGACUCUACACUCCACCGCGCGACCAACUGGUAGUCAUGUAUCUCAUCCGCCAUCCAGACAUGCACAACAUGCUUGCUACCUUGGCAGCUGUGACCAAACACGAAUGGGAGAUUCUCGUCUCUGGACGCUUCGAUGGCUUCCUUUGGUCAGGCGUCGAUGACCUGCCUGAUAUGAACACGACACCUCCCCGGUCAGGCUCACGAGCAGGACAGGUCCGACCUGGCGAUGGACCGCAACGAUUCGCAUCACCGGUACCACCGAACCGGUACGGCAGCUUCAGCCCAAGUCCGUACUCUCGACCAGGAUCUGCCCGCCCCGGGUCUGUCCGUCCACCCGGCGGAGCCCCUGUGCAGAUCGAUGAAGAGACCGAGCUUGCCGUGCUUGCCGAAAUCGAGCGCGAGAUCUAUCUUGGUAUGGAGGCUAUGGAGGACGCAUUUGAACAGCUCCACAACCAAGCCGAGACCGUGCGCCGUCGUCUGCGAGAGCGAGCCGCAGGAUUAUCUAUGGUGGCGCAGCAGCGUAGAGGUGCUGGCAUGGGUGGCAUUGAAGUCAGGUCUGAUACGCCAGCCAACAUGCGCGACCCCGAUGAAGGAAUCGAUGAUUUGAGAAGCGAGGUUGGACCGGAUGACUCGGCCAGCAACGUCAGCAACAACCGGAGGAGAAAAGCACACCGUGCACGUGAACGGAGAACACCAGCACCCGUGGAAGAAGAGAGCGAGGAGGAUGUAGCGCUUGCUGAGAGGAUACGCAGACGUUUCUAAGCUAAUCAGCGGGUUAUUGGAACACUUGCAUUCGCGUUGGAGUCUGUUUGCGGCGUUUGAUAUUCUUUAUUACUUGGGAACCAUGGCUGAUACGAUUUAUGGCUUCCUAACGGCCGAGAUAUAUGGAUACCCAGUUUGUGAGUGCGGAGAUGGACAGGAUACGAUUUCUUCCAUUGUGGUGUGGCCGCGGAGCAGUGGAACGUAUACCAUUUACUAGGAUUAUAUUUACAAUGACGUCACAUGUAUUUAUUUUAACAUGCUCAUUGGCUCUGCAGUACGAGUGAGUUUCCGUUGUGAGGAAUACGAAUACUAGGUUUGCAACGG
Molecule: messenger RNA, 3556 nt
Organism: Alternaria rosae
Lineage: Eukaryota; Fungi; Ascomycota; Dothideomycetes; Pleosporales; Pleosporaceae
Exons: 1
Coding region: 494-3232 (912 amino acids)
Cellular component (GO): nucleus
Molecular function (GO): DNA binding
Source: RefSeq, a predicted model, not a curated record